Guyanagaster necrorhizus is the source of this 886-nucleotide messenger RNA. RefSeq lists its product as uncharacterized. The transcript has 2 exons. The record is from RefSeq and is a predicted model, not a curated record. Lineage: Eukaryota; Fungi; Basidiomycota; Agaricomycetes; Agaricales; Physalacriaceae. The coding region runs from base 191 to 841 and encodes 216 amino acids.
GAACUUUCCGGCAAAAUCCCAACAUCACUCUAGUGAAUGAUUCUCUAUUAGUUCUAUUACCACCUCGUACAAGCAAGUGUGCCCUGUAUUGGCGAGCCGCGAUCUGAACCGUCCAAACGCCUCAGCUACAAGACCAUCAAAGAAGGCACUUGGAAAGCGGAAGGUAGCGGAAAUCAUUCAGGUCACUCCUAUGGAUGCAACACUGGAGCCUGCUCCCAUUGAUGACACAGCCGAGUCGACUAGCAAGUUUCAGUACACUCUACCUGAUUUUCCACACAACUUCUCCUCUGGUUCCUCCAAGCUGGACGUAUUUGGUUCAUAUACACGUUCUUCAACUCAUACCAGUCCUAUUAGGGAAGGAGGCACCUCAAGCAAUUGUGGUGGAACGACGUUCCGAAAUGCUACACCAGAUACGACACUCAUUAGUCUCGCAAAUUCUUCGUCUACUCGCGAUGACGCAGAUACCACAUUAGUGGAAGAUACCAACAACAGUACUGCCAAUAUCAAAUUAUCAACAACACCCUCACCUAAGAAAUUACUCCUACCUGUGCUGAAGAAAGCAUCGCGGCGUCUGUCGGUCACACUAUUUCCUACGAAGCCCCAGAGUCCCGCUCGUCCUAGUUCGCCCUCUUCCUUGUGCAAACCAACGAUAUCGUCGAUGCAAAAGACAGUAUCCCCGGUCUCGAAGCCAAUUCCCAGACCCAUGAAGCCCACCUUUCCCUUACGCAUCAAGAAAAAGGUCAAUCGUGCCGGCGCUGCGCCACCAGUUCCUGAGCUGCCGAAAGAUGGGAGGUUGAGGAAGUCGGUGAAAUGGCUGAGUAGGAUGAUGACUGGUUCAUAAUUUUUUUGUGUUCGUGGAGUAGACAGACUAAUAAUCAUAAGAGGU